Molecule: messenger RNA, 527 nt
Organism: Drosophila innubila
Lineage: Eukaryota; Metazoa; Arthropoda; Insecta; Diptera; Drosophilidae
Product: NADH dehydrogenase [ubiquinone] 1 alpha subcomplex assembly factor 2
Biological process (GO): mitochondrial respiratory chain complex I assembly
Cellular component (GO): membrane
Source: RefSeq, a predicted model, not a curated record
AUGGCAAAUAAGCCGACGCGUGAUCUUUUGGGCAUUAUUUGGCAAAACUUGCGCUCACUGCGUCCGCGACAGUAUCGUGGCAAUCUCAUAGGCGAGGAUUACUUUGGCAACAAAUACUAUGAGAUUCCCGCCAAUCCAUCGAUUGGCAAGCGAAAGCCUUCCCGUUAUUUCGAGCCCGUUGACAAGGAUGCCUUUGAUCAGGAAUUGACGGCCGAGUGGGAGGCGUGGCUGCGUGGACGUCGUGACGAUCCGCCCACCCGAGAGGAGCUUGUCAAGAAUCUGCAAAUCAUGGACAUGAAGAAACGCAAUGCGGCCCAGUUGGAUGCACAUAAUGCCAAGGGAAAGGACGAGGGGGCGCUGCCCAAACAGGUGGAGGGGGAAACAAUUGGCACGUUUCCCAAGUACAAGGAUUACGAUAUGAUACCCGGCAAACAUUCAACAAAGAAAUGAAACUUAUGUUAUUUUUUUCGAAUUAAUUUGUAAAUAUAUAUAUGUAUUUCUAGAUUAUGUUAAUGCUAGCACAAAGU